Molecule: messenger RNA, 3643 nt
Organism: Apis florea (little honeybee)
Lineage: Eukaryota; Metazoa; Arthropoda; Insecta; Hymenoptera; Apidae
Gene: Grp170
Product: hypoxia up-regulated Grp170 co-chaperone protein
Biological process (GO): endoplasmic reticulum unfolded protein response
Cellular component (GO): endoplasmic reticulum chaperone complex
Molecular function (GO): ATP-dependent protein folding chaperone; ATP binding
Source: RefSeq, a predicted model, not a curated record
CAGCGCGGACCAAUAUGAUCGUUUUCUUCCAUCUUACUUUACCAAUCCCGUUGUGCCACACAAACACAUGCUUCUUGUUCAGUUUGAUGCAGAAGGUGUACGUUAUUUUUCUUGCUUUAAACAAAUUGGAACGUACGUGUACCUAUGUCUAAUGGUUUAAGGACAGUAGUUCUUUUGUCGUCAGACUAAUAUUUUUAAAAAAAGACGAAAAAAUGAAACCAAGUGGAAUAAAUAUGUCCAUUAUUUGGUUAUUAUUGAUUACUAUUGUAACUUUUAUUGACCAUAGCAAUGGCAUUGCUGUUAUGAGUAUUGAUAUAGGUAGUGAAUCAAUGAAAGUUGCUAUUGUUUCGCCUGGUGUUCCUAUGGAAAUAGCUUUGAAUAAAGAAUCAAAAAGAAAAACACCAGUUACAAUUGCAUUUAGAAAUGGAGAAAGAAGUUUUGGAGAAGAUGCUCAAGUAGUGGGAAUUAGAUCACCUCAAAAUAGUUUUUCUUAUAUUCUAGAUCUUUUAGGAAAAUAUAUAGAUAAUCCUAUAGUAGAACUUUAUAAAAAAAGAUUUCCAUAUUAUGAUAUUAUAUCUGAUGAAGAACGUAAAACAAUUACAUUUAGGUUAGAUGAGAAUAUCACAUAUACUCCAGAAGAAUUACUUGCACAAAUUUUGCAUAAAGGAAAAGAAUUUGCAGAAAAUUCAGCUGGUCAAAAGAUAAGCGAAGCAGUAAUAACUGUUCCAGGAUUUUUCAAUCAAAUUGAAAGGACAGCUCUUAUGCAAGCUGCAGAUCUUGCAGGAAUUAAAGUUUUACAACUUAUUAAUGAUUAUACUGCAGUUGCAUUAAAUUAUGGAAUUUUUCGCAGUAAAGAAAUAAAUGACACUGCACAUUAUGUAAUGUUCUAUGAUAUGGGAGCUAGCAGUACAACUGCAACAAUUGUCAGUUAUCAAAAUAUAAAAACAAAGGAAAAGGGAUUUAUUGAAACUAAUCCACAUGUUACCAUUUUGGGUGUGGGUUAUGAUCGUACUUUGGGAGGAUUAGAAGUGCAAAUUAGAUUGCAACAUUAUUUAGCAAAAGAAUUUGAUGCUUUGAAUAAAACAAAAAAUUCUGUAUUUAGCAAUGUAAGGGCAAUGGCAAAACUUUUUAAAGAAGCUGGUCGUGUUAAGAAUGUAUUAAGUGCAAAUACAGAUCAUUUUGCCCAAAUUGAAGGAUUAAUAGAUGAAGUUGACUUUAGAUUACAAGUUACCAGAGAAAAACUAGAACAACUUUGUACUGAUUUAUUUGAGCGAGUAGCAAAUCCUAUUAAAAUUGCUUUAAAAACAUCAGGUUUAACAAUGGAUGCUAUAUCUCAAGUUGUAUUAGUGGGAGCUGCUACUAGAAUGCCAAAGAUACAAGAACAUCUAAGUCAAUAUUUAACAGUUGAAUUGUCUAAAAACAUUAAUACAGAUGAAGCAGCUGUAUUAGGAGCAGUGUAUAAAGCUGCAGAUCUUAGUAAAGGAUUUAAAGUAAAAAAAUUUGUUACUAAAGAUGCUGUAUUGUUUCCCAUUCAUAUUGUUUUUGAUAGAACAGUUAAUAAUAGAAUAAAACAAGUAAAAAAAUCAUUAUUUAAUAAAAUGAAUCCUUACCCACAGAAGAAAAUUAUUACAUUUAAUAAAUAUACAGAAAAUUUUCAAUUUCAUAUUAAUUAUGCUGAAUUAGACUAUUUACCAUUUAAUGAAAUAGCUGCUAUCGGUAAUUUCAAUCUAUCUACAAUAACUUUAUCUGGUAUUACUGAAGCUUUAGAUAAACAUCUUAAAGAUGGAGCAGAAAAUAAAGGCAUUAAAGCACACUUUGCUAUGGAUGAGAGUGGCAUAUUGAAUUUGGUGAAUGUAGAAUUAGUAUCGGAAAAAUCAAGUUUAGCUCCUGAUGAAGAAGAGAGAUUAGAAGACAAAGAAGGAAAAUCAGAAGAACCAUUAAAAGAAGAUAUAAAACCAGUUCACGAAGAAUCUGAAUAUUCUGAAUUACAAAAGGAGACAGAAGAUAAAAUGAAAAAGAAAAAUGAUAGUAUGAUUACAGAGGAUAAUAAAAUAGUAAAUAAAACUGAAAAAAUAGAAAAAGAAAAAGAAAAAAAGGCUACAAUUGUAACAAUUAAAGAACCUAUUAAAGCUGAUGAAAUCAAAUUAGGAUCACAAAUUCUUUCUGGAGAUAAACUUGUUGAAUCUCUAGCAAAAUUGCAUCGUUUGGAUGUAUAUGAUUUCGAAAAAACAAAACGUGAAACAGCUUUGAAUAAUUUAGAAACAUUUAUAAUUGAUGCUCAACAAAAAUUAGAAUCCGAAGAAUAUGCUGUUGUUGCUACAUCUCAAGAAGCAGAAAGCAUUUUAAAAGCAUGUUCUGAAAUUUCUGAAUGGCUAUAUGAAGAUGGAUUCAGUGUAACUGCUGAAAUAUAUGAAGAAAAAUUAUCAUAUCUUCAGAAACUUACUAAUGAUGUGUAUGAACGUGUUUAUGAACACAGAGAGCGCCCAGAAGCAUUAAAAGGCAUGACAUCUAUGUUAAAUGCAAGCACAACGUUUUUAAAUAAUAUGCGUAAUUUAAGUUUAUCUAGCGAAAUUUUUACUCAAAUUGAAAUAGAAACAUUAGAAAAAGUAAUUAAUGAAACCCAGGAAUACUAUGAUACAAUUGUUAAAUCUUUUACUGAGACAGCUUUAUAUGAACCUGUGAAAUAUAAAGUUCGUGAUAUUGUAAAUAAAAUGGCAUUACUUGAUAGGGAAGUGAAUUAUCUUAUUAAUAAAGCAAAAAUAUGGAGACCAAAACAAGAAUCUACUACAAAUCAUACAGAGAAUAUAAAUGAAACUACAACAAAUUCAAAGGAAGAGCCAGAAUCAGAUUCUAAGCCUGAAUCUGAGACGGAAAACCUUCAAAAUGAAAAUCCUAAAAGUGCAGAAGUACAAAAUGAAAAAUCAUUAGAUUCAGAAAAAUCAACGGAAUCAAUGGACUCAUCAAAAAAUAAUGAACCUAAGAUUGUUCAUAAAAGUACUCAAGAAGAAAUACAUCAAGAACUUUAAAAAAAGAUUUAUCUAAAAGUGUGUGAUUUUUAUUAUUGAGUAGUAUCUCGGUUAUUUAUAUAAUAGUUAAAGAAUUUGUUAUGUUAUAGGACAGAUUUAUGAAUGCAUUUAGAAAUCUAAAUGAAAUUUAAAAAAUUGUGUCAUUUUGGCUGGAUGAAUUAUUUUGCAAAUCUGAAUAUUAUGUUAUUUUAUUCAAUUUUUAUAUAUUUGUAUAAAAUUAAUAAGAAAUAUUUAAUUCAUUUUUCAUACAAAAAAAUAAGAGUAUUAUUUCGUGACGUUUUGCAUAACAAAAAAAAAAAAANAAAAAAACCGACCAUUAUAUAAAAAAAAUCAUUUUUUAAGUGCCAAGUAGUAAAUUUGAACAAUAAUAGUUUUAAACAAUUAUUAUUAAAUACUUUUAUUAAAUGAAUAAAUUAUCAGAAUGAAGUCAUUAUUUAACAAAUUAUAUAUAUAUAUAAUAUUAUUUGGUCGGAUUUAUCUACUAUGAAUAUAAUGUUUAAUUGUGAUACUUUUCAUAUUUUAUUCUUAGAUAUGCUCUAUGCUAUAACUUAAAACUGAUUUUCUAUAUUUACAUCAAGCAUUAUAAUUACACUUACAUACAUAUGGAACAAUUUUUC